Molecule: messenger RNA, 5161 nt
Organism: Aedes aegypti (yellow fever mosquito)
Lineage: Eukaryota; Metazoa; Arthropoda; Insecta; Diptera; Culicidae
Gene: CenB1A
Product: arf-GAP with coiled-coil, ANK repeat and PH domain-containing protein 1
Exons: 4
Coding region: 542-3292 (916 amino acids)
Cellular component (GO): cytoplasm
Molecular function (GO): GTPase activator activity; protein binding
Source: RefSeq, a predicted model, not a curated record
AUAUUUUCUGACAUUUACAUCACUCGCGUAAAAUUUCGAUACACUACACACAUCAUCAGAGGCGCAGAAGCAUUUUUGCUUGGUUUCGAAGCUGAUUGAUGCGCCUAGCAGUGAAAGUUUAGUGCAUUUUAUUAUUCCUUGUGGUGUUUAUUGGCUUUAGUUUACGGACGUUGUUAUCGGUUGCUUCGGAGUGCAUUUUGGUAGUGGAAUCUGUAGUCAUUAGUGACACGACAAGAGUGUCCGGAUUGGUCAGCGGAUCCAAAUUGUUAAAGGCGCUUCACUUAUGUUCGUGACUGAGCCGUGCCCAUUUGCGUUCGUCAUCGCAAUUAUCGUUUAGUUCGAACGGCAGCUGCUACUUUCGUAUAAAUCUACCCUCUUAGAUAAAUAUUUGCACAAAAAGGAACAGUGAGUGAAUGGUAGGAAAGGCAGCAAAAGCAGAAAACUGUUAGCAGUUGUGGUUUUUCCUGUUUUGUGGUGCAGUCUGCUGGAGGAACGAAUCAGAUAUCUACUAUGCCCAACAAGUAACGUAAAAUAAGAAUCGAUGACAUCGCACGGAGAAACCUCCCUCAAUCCCCCAAUCAUGACGUGUAAAAUUGAUUUCAGCGAGUGUUUGAAGGAUUCUCCCAAGUUCAGAUUACGUCUCGAACAGGAAGAAAAUGAGAUUGAUCAUUUGGAGCAAAAGCUAGAGAAGGUCAUAAAAAUGUGCAGUGUAGCCGUCGACAGUGGAAAAGAAUACAUCCGAAACCAAAGUGCAUUCGCCACUUCGUUGUGGGACCUUCAGAAGCACUUCCAGGAAGAUAAAUCCUCCACGAGUGCUCUGACCACCUUGAUCCACUGUCUGCAGGAAAUGAACAAAUUCCACACCACCCUACUGGACCAAGCCAGUAGAACUGUGCUGAAAAACUUGACAAGCUUCUUGAAAAAGGACGUCAAAGAGGUCAAGGAUUACAAGCAAAUCUUUACGAAAGUUUCGGAAAACUUGGAUGCGGCAGUUUAUAAGAACGCGCAGGUCAAUAAGAACCGACCGAUCGACAUUGUCGAAGCGGAAAACUUACUUUCCGCAACAAAGUCAUGCUAUAACCAUGCGGCCCUUGAUUACGUCAACUACAUCACUAUGCUACAGAAUCGCAAACGCCAUGAAAUUCUUGCCACGAUUUUAAGUUACAUCCAAGCCUGUAGCACCUACUUCCAUCAAGGAUCGGACCUCUGUGAAGACUACGGCUCGUUUUUCAAGACUCUUGACGAAGAAAUAAGCAACAUGCGUGCAGAAUACAACGUACUCGACAAGCAGAUGCAAAAUCGUCACACGUGCGUUAACGAGCUCCUCGAUGACGGUGAACGGUCUCUUUCUUCCUCCACUGGUGGAACACCAUCGAUCAUCUCCAACGCAUCUUGCUCAGCUGGUGAUAGCUCAGACCUUCGAGCUUCCCAGCCGUACACCAACCGACCUCUGAAUCACAUGGAGGGCUACCUGUUUAAGCGGACGUCCAACGCUUUCAAAACGUGGAACAGACGUUGGUUUUGCAUGCGAGACAACCAGCUGUUCUAUAGGAAGCGGAUGGGCGAAGAACUACCCACGGUCAUGGAGGAAGAUCUUCGGCUGUGUACAGUGCGAUUGCUGUCCGAUUCGGACCGCCGGUUUUGCUUCGAAGUCAUCUCACCGACCAAAUCCCACAUUCUGCAGGCCGAUUCAGAAGCGAUGUUGAUGGCUUGGUUUAAAGCACUGCAAAAGGGAAUCGAUUCGGCGAUACAGUACCACAGUCCGUACAGCAGUGACAUGCGGGGCAUCGCUAGCCAAUCUCCCACUGAUGAAAGCGCUCCUAGCAGUAUCGGGGGUGAUGGGAGUUCCAGCGGAAAGAGCAGUGAUCCCAGGAAAGGUGUCAAGAAAAUCAACUGGACUCAAAUUCUCCGCAUUCCCGGCAAUGCGCGCUGUUGCGACUGUGGCAACACGGAUCCCAAGUGGGCAUCGAUCAACCUCGGUAUCACGCUAUGCAUUGCGUGUUCGGGAGUUCAUCGCAGCUUGGGCGUACACUACAGUAAAGUUCGCUCGCUAACUCUAGAUGUGUGGGAACCGGAAAUACUUCGGGUCAUGAUAGAGCUCGGUAACGACGUGGUCAAUCGAAUCUACGAGGCUAACACGGCAAAGGUGAAUCGAUUUGACCGCGCCACCGACAACUGUGAGAUAUCGGUUCGUGAAGCGUGGAUUAAGGCAAAGUACAUCGAUCGGAAGUUCGUACUUCCGUUGGACAGUACGGGAGGAUUGGGAUUAGAUCCCACGCCUACCAGUACGUCUUCCUCGACUUUAUCGUUCAAAAGUUUGGACAACGAUAGCUCGAGAUAUCCGGAGAAGUGGAGUAUCAAAAAGUUGAGGCGUAGGAGUUAUCGGAAGCUACUUAGGAAGAAAAAUAAGGAAGAAGCUGGGGAGGGACAUUCAAGCGGUGGAACUACGGAUACGGAUCCGGAUGCCGACGAAAAAGAUGUAAACCUAAACAUUCCAAAGAAAUUCAACGACAUUCUGUUGAUUGGUGAUACCAUAAUCGAGAACGAUCACAACUUUACCGAUGAACAUCUCCUACUUCUCAAUUCGGACCAAGAAUCUACCAGCGGCGAAGAAGACAAUGGAAUAAUGGAGUGCGAAGACUUCGACAAGCUGAAUCCAAACUUCCUUUUGUACAAAGCAGCAAGCGGUCAUAAUUUGCCAGUGAUGUGCCAAGCGAUGGCCCUUGGGGCGGACAAAAACUGGACCAACCCCGAAGAAUUCGACCGAACAGCGUUGCAUGCAGCCAUUCUUUCCGGGUCGGUCAUGUCCUGCGAAUUUCUCCUGAUCAACGGCUGCAACAUUAACACUACGGACAAGAACGGCUACACGGCCCUGCAUUUGGCCGCGGAAAACGGUUCUACUGCCCAGGCAUACCUACUCCUCAAACACAAAGCCAAAUAUGACAUCAGGGCUGUGAAUCGAAAGCUUCCCAUCGACAUUGCGGUGGAACGGACGGAUGCCGAUAUCGUGACGCUGUUGAGGCUAGCACAGCUGAACGACGAAAUCGGUCCCGGCGAGGAGGGAUGCAACUACCUGGGCGGUGAUUCGACCUACACUGAUGUGAUGAACGAUUUUUCCCACCUUACCAGCAAUCAACCCUACCGGUUGCAGAAGAAUCGAAAUCCGGGAGGGGCAACACCCGGUGAUUUGAGCCUGAGCUCAAUGGCGUCCUCUUCUGUCUCUAGUGCUUCCACGAUGGUUCCGACGGAUACCGUUGUCACCGAUUUAGAUGAGCAGAACGAAGGAAAAUAGGACACAUUCGUUGAAAUUCGUUCCAGAGCAGGUUUCAUGAACUAUUUUAGAUUUGUUCAUAAUCGGUUGAAAGUUAUGAACUAUUGUUAUCGAAUCCCACAAAUUCUAGAGCUGAGAAUAGAACUGCAGUUGCAUGGUUUGUACUUAUGGCAUUUAGACAUGAACAAUAUUGUACACGUGUACAAAAAUAUGUUAUACUUGUCACAGACGACACUGACAACGAAAUACGGAGUGCAUUUUUUAUGCUUAACCACAAUUUCGUGGUAAAAUUUUGUUUUUGAACUUGAUGUUGUUAAAUUCUUGGUAGCAGUGGUUCAAGAAGUUGAAGUUAAUUGUUAAGAUGCUAUUUUAUUCACAUUACGGUUUAACUGAAUCGGUUUGCAAAUUGCAAUUGCAUAUGUAGCAAAUUAACUGAAGCUGUGGAAGGAUCUAGUUUGCUCUUAGAAGAACUAUUCAAUCAUUUUUAAUCAAUAAGAAUCGUUAUGAAACUUUGAUUUAUCUACUCUAUUUGCUUAAAAGUUCUAUCCUAGAAGUCUUCCAAAGUUUUUCCUUGUUUUAAUCCAUUGAUCAACCUUAUUUUUUGACUCCACUGAAAUAGAUUUAAAAAAAUCUUAUAUAGAAUGUACUCUACUUAUGGGUUAUUCCCGUCAUUCCACGCCAAGUGACCAUAUCACCAGUAAUCGACAUUAAAGGAUUUUCAACAAACUUGGGCAAAAUAUCCAUUCAUCUAUUCAUUUAUUAUCUAUUUUCAAAAUGUUCAAUUUUUAUGCCGAAACGGAGGAUCACUAGGCUCCUGGGAUUAUUGCUUCAAGAUUUUGGUUCAGGAUGUUGUAAGAAUUCACACCAGAGAUAUCUUCAAGUAUUCUUGGUGUACUUUUUGCAGAUUUAAGAAAAAAACACUAGGCGAUUUUUUCAGGACCACUUUAUGAGGCACAUGAAUUUUUCAGAGUACAUACCACGGAUUUUCUCCGAAAUUUUGAUUCAGUGUUUUAUUAAGAUCUUAUUCAGGGGUCUUACUGAAACAAUGUUAUGCCAAAUAACCAGUAUGCCAAACAACCUUGUGCCAAAUGGCUUUAUACCAAAUUACCCAGACCCCUUCUAAUGUUUCGCCAGGGAUUGUGUUACAUGUUUCUGCUGAAAUUUAAUCACAAAUUGAAUGCUUGAUUUGUAAAAAGGUUUCCUUUGGGUAUUACUCGGAAAAAUCUUGAGGAAUUCAGCCAGUUCUCAGUUCCCCAGGAAAUCUUUUACAAAUUUUCUCCAGCAUUAUCAUAUACCUAGUUUUUUUUAAUUAAACUUCUCUAAGAUUUUUGUUCGGCAUUUCUUCAAGUAAUCAAUCAGAUUUUUCUCUAAGGGUAAUAUCAGAAAUCGUUUAUCUUUUUUUUCAGGAAUUCACUCAAACUGUUGCUGAAAAUGUCUUUAGGAUUCUUUCUAGGACAUUGCAAGAAAUUCUUAGAUGAUUUUCGUUCAGGAUAGUACAAGAACUCGGGGCUUUCCUUAGCCGAGAGGUAAGAAUCCGCUGCUAUAAAGCAAAGCCAUGGUGAAGCUGUCUGGGUUCGAUUCCUGGUCGGUCCAGAAUCUUUUCGUAAUGGAAAUUUCCUUGACUUCCCUGGGCAUAGAGUAUCAUCGUAUCUGACAUACGAUAUACUGUGGAAGUGCUCAUAAGAACAUUAAGCUGAGAAGCAGGCACAGUUCCAGUGAGGACGUAAUGCCAAGAAAGAAAAAGAAGAUUACUAGAACUCAUCCAGAUUCUUUUCUAACGAUACCUUCAGAAUAAACUCAUCGGCUUUCUUCAGACUCUCUCAGGAACUCCUCUAAAGAUUAUAAUAAUAAUGGUUCAAAAAUAGGAACUUAAGAGACAUUAUGCCUGGA